AGACUUACCUUUAAUAUAUAUGCUGGUUCAAACACUAAAUAACGUUUAUAAAUCAUAGUCGUCUUCUAUUAUUAUCAAAUAAAUAAAAGAGAGCAAAGUUUCUAGCACUAAAAUAAUGACCACCACAGGAAGUUAAUUUGAAACGCGAUUUUUUAUAAGUUAGCAGCUAUUAUCAUGCAUAUUCAGAGUUGUUUUGUGAACUUUCAACAUUCUACUAUUAAACUACAAAAAAUGGAAGAUUUUGCAACGAAUAUAAAACUUAUAUUGAGCGUCGAAAGAUUUUCCCGGUUUUUUCCCGAUUCGCCUGUCAAUCCCUAAUCGCCCCAUUUUACCGGUACCGUACCUAUGUACCUACAUAAGUACAAACUUACAUUACUUACUACAUAGUCAAAGUUUAAAUUACCUACUAAAAAUUACUUAAAAUCACUACUUAAGUGUAUAAUCUAUGAUCACUACCUUACGUAAAAUCAUCGAAAUAUUUAAUUUUGUCAAUUAUAUCUGUAUAAAAAUAUGCGACAAACUUUAUAUACAGUAAACGUUACUGUAUACCUGUGAAAUAAGAUAAAACCUUAUUUACAUUAAUUAGUAAAAUAUUGCAAAAAUGCCUAAAUUCGAUGAAAAACCCCGAGUUUUUCUUGAAGAAUUCCGUGUUAAGAAUGCACCCGAAGAUUACGGAUUAGACGAUGAAACAUGGGACUUCAAAAAGUUUGUGAAGAAGUUUAAGAUAGUUGUAGUACGAAUGGACAAUUUCGAAAUGGAAUUUGACUUGAUUGGGAUCCAGCCAGCAUUUGCGAACGCAUUCCGGAGACUCAUGUUAAGUGAAGUUCCUAGUAUGGCUAUUGAAAAAGUAAUGAUCAAGAACAACACUUCUAUAAUACAGGAUGAAGUUUUAGCACACAGAUUAGGAUUGAUUCCUCUCAAAGCUGAUCCAAGAUUGUUUGAAUAUAAAUCUGAAGACACGGAAGGAACAGAAUUCAACACUUUAGAAUUUUCACUAAAAGUAAAAUGUACCAAUAGCAAGUCACAACCAAAAGAUUCAUAUAGAGCUGAAGAUUUGUAUGAAAAUCAUAGUAUUUAUUCAUCCCAUAUGAAGUGGCAUCCAAUUGGCAACCAAGCUACAGUUUAUAAAGAAGCUGAUGUGGGUCCUGUACAUAAGGAUAUUCUUAUAUCAAAAAUGAGACCUGGCCAUGAAAUAGACCUUCAAAUGAUUGCCGUGAAGGGCAUAGGAAAGGAUCAUGCAAAAUUUUCACCUGUUGCAACAGCUACAUACAGAUUGCUGCCAGAGGUAACACUGACUCGUGAAGUUUGUGACAGUGAAGCCACACUGUUGCAGAGUUGUUUCUCACCAGGUGUUAUUGGUAUUGACUCUAAAAACCGAGCAUAUGUGAAAGAUGCAAGAUAUGAUGCAUGUAGUCGUAAUGUUUAUAGAUAUGACACAAUCAAAGAUUCAGCAAUCCUAAGUAGAGUUCGGGAUCAUUUCAUAUUUAAUGUGGAAUCAGUUGGAGCAAUUCCACCUCAGAUAAUUUUUGUAGAGGCAGUAAAAAUUUUAAGAGAUAAAUGUAGAUCUUUUUUGGAUGAAUUAAAUAAAUUUAGUUAAACUGGUCUUAAAUAA
This is a messenger RNA of Bombyx mori (domestic silkworm), 1612 nucleotides long. It is a transcript of the gene Polr1C, whose product is annotated as DNA-directed RNA polymerases I and III subunit RPAC1. Gene Ontology annotation, molecular function: DNA binding; protein dimerization activity. NCBI's taxonomy places the organism in Eukaryota, Metazoa, Arthropoda, Insecta, Lepidoptera, Bombycidae. The coding region runs from base 602 to 1597 and encodes 331 amino acids. The record is from RefSeq and is a predicted model, not a curated record. The transcript is spliced from 6 exons. Gene Ontology annotation, biological process: DNA-templated transcription. Gene Ontology annotation, cellular component: RNA polymerase I complex; RNA polymerase III complex.